This is a messenger RNA of Lynx canadensis (Canada lynx), 1108 nucleotides long. RefSeq names its product melanin concentrating hormone receptor 2 (gene MCHR2). NCBI's taxonomy places the organism in Eukaryota, Metazoa, Chordata, Mammalia, Carnivora, Felidae. Gene Ontology annotation, molecular function: neuropeptide binding; G protein-coupled receptor activity. The transcript has 5 exons. Bases 1 to 1023 code for a protein of 340 amino acids. Gene Ontology annotation, cellular component: neuron projection; membrane. Gene Ontology annotation, biological process: neuropeptide signaling pathway. The record is from RefSeq and is a predicted model, not a curated record.
AUGAAUUCACUUUACUCAUCCUGUUGGAACACCUCUGCUGAACUUUUGAACAAAUCCUGCAAUAAAGAGACUGCUUAUCAAACCCUCAGCAUUGUGGAUACAGUUAUCCUCCCUUCUAUGAUUGGGGUUAUCUGUUCACUGGGGCUGGUUGGCAACAUCCUCAUUGUAUUCACUAUAAUAAGGUCCAGGAAAAAAACUAUUCCUGACAUUUAUAUCUGCAACCUGGCUGUGGCUGAUCUGGUCCACAUCAUUGGAAUGCCUUUUCUUAUUCAUCAGUGGGCACGGGGAGGAGAGUGGGUGUUUGGGGGGCCUCUCUGCACCAUUAUCACAUCCCUGGAUACUUGCAACCAGUUUGCCUGUACUUCCAUCAUGACUGUAAUGAGUGUGGACAGGUACUUGGCUCUCGUCCAACCAUUUCGACUUACAAGUUGGAGAACGAGGUACAAGACCAUCCGCAUCAAUUUGGGCCUUUGGGCAGCUUCCUUUAUUCUGGCAUUGCCUGUCUGGGUCUACUCGAAGGUCAUCAAAUUUAAAGACGGCGUGGAGAGUUGUGCUUUUGAUUUAACAUCCCCUGACGAUGUACUCCGGUAUACACUUUAUUUGACAAUAACAACUUUUUUUUUCCCUCUGCCUUUGAUUUUGGUAUGCUAUAUUUUAAUUUUAUGCUAUACUUGGGAGAUGUACCAACAGAAUAAGGAUGCCAGAUGUUAUAAUCCCAGUGUUCCAAAGCAACGAGUGAUGAAGCUGACAAAGAUGGUGCUGGUGCUGGUGGCAGUCUUUAUCUUAAGUGCUGCUCCCUAUCACGUGAUACAACUGGUGAACUUACAGAUGGAGCAGCCCACGCUGGCUUUCCAUGUGGGUUAUUAUCUCUCCAUCUGUUUCAGCUAUGCCAGCAGCAGCAUUAAUCCUUUUCUCUACAUCGUGCUGAGUGGAAAUUUCCGGAAACGCCUGCCUCAAGUGCAAAGGAGAGUGACUGAGAAGGAAAUCAACAAUAUAGAAAAUACCUUGAAAUCCAGCUUUUAGGAGAGCACACGUAUCACCAAAAGUCUAGAUAGGCUUGUCUAUGUUAUUGGUAUUAUUAGAAAGAGCAGGUGAAACAGUGUGCUUA